This is a messenger RNA of Pollicipes pollicipes, 3641 nucleotides long. Its product is annotated as organic cation transporter protein. The transcript has 11 exons. The record is from RefSeq and is a predicted model, not a curated record. Bases 17 to 1810 code for a protein of 597 amino acids. NCBI's taxonomy places the organism in Eukaryota, Metazoa, Arthropoda, Thecostraca, Pollicipedomorpha, Pollicipedidae. Gene Ontology annotation, biological process: transmembrane transport. Gene Ontology annotation, cellular component: membrane. Gene Ontology annotation, molecular function: transmembrane transporter activity.
GACGAAGGGGAAGUUCAUGUCUUGUUACAUAUACUCCGAAGCACUCACGGAAAAGGAAAUUUACAAAUACCAUCCCAACUAUCACAGCAGCGAACAACAGCAUGCUAUCAUCAAGAGAGAAGUCACGUCCUCGGACAAAAACGCGCCGACUGAGAUGGCCGACAGCGAGACACUGCCAUCACCUAAGAAGCUGCGCCGUAAGCAGCGGUGCUCCGAGGUGGAGUACGAGGAUACGCAUGGCUCUACCAUGAUCACAGAGUGGAAGCUCUCGUGCGACAACGACCAUCGCAUCCUGGCCUCGACCGUCAUCUGCGUGGCCAUGCUGCUCGGUGGCAUCAUGUUCUCUCCCUUCGUCGACAAGCUGGGCCGCAAGACCCUCAUAAUGAUGUGCUGCGUGCAGAACACGCUCUUGGCCAUCGGCGUCACUUUCGUCGGUGACUUCAACUCGUACCUGGUGCUGCGCUUCCUCGCGCGACUCUACAUCGAGGGUGUGGAGGUGGGCGUGCUGGUGCUGGCUGUGGAGCUGGUCCCCGCCAAAAAUCGCCCGCUGGCACCGUUCGUACUGUUCGUCGCCUACUCGCUCGGUCACUGCCUUCUGCCGCUGCUUGCGUACUAUUUCAAAAGCUGGCGCAACUUUCAGCUGACGAUCGCGCUCGGCUCGGCCGUGCUAAUCCCCAUCACCAGCUUUUUGGUGCCAGAGUCCCUCAACUGGCUGGUGGCGUCCGGCCGCAAGGAGGAAGCCGAGAAAAUCAUCCGCCGGGCUGCGCGGUUCAACGGCCUUGCACUGCCUGACAACUUCAGCCUGGAUGAGAUGGACGACGACGACCACGACAAGACCAAGGAACAAGGGAAGACAGCCUGUGCGACGGCGGCCCAUCGCCUGCAACGGCGCGUCACAGGCAUGAAUGGGCGCGCCAAACAGGGCGCCGGUGACUUCAUGCAGCACGAGAUCCACGCUCACCUGGGCCAGUGGGCCAGGCUCUUCGAUAUGAUGAAGAACGGCCAGCUGCGGAAACACUUCAUCAUAGUCUCCUACGUGUGGGCGGUGGUCGGCUUCCUGUACUUCGGCCUCACCACCAGCACCAUGGAGUCCAAGGGCAACGUGUACCUCAACUACGGCCUGUCGGGUCUGGUAAUGAUCCCGGCCUGCGUGUCCGUCUUCCUCAUCCUGCGCAGGUUUGGCCGCAAGAAGCCCAUCAUGGUGAUGCUGGCCGGCUGUGGCCUGUCCGUGAUUGGCUCCACGCUCUGCCCGCUGCAGGCAGGCGAUGGCACUGACCUCUAUCCGCUGUACGUGGCACUAAAGAUGGUCGCCAAGUACACCACGUUUUCGGCGCUAGUUUCCAUCCGGCUGCUCAUCAUCGAGAUCUUCCCGACGCCGGUGCGCGGCAGUCUGGUCGGCUUGACGGCCGUGUUUGGACUCCUGGGCUCGGGACUCGGAUACUACUACUCCGUUAUGCUGGACUUCUCCAAGUACGUGGGCGUGGCGGCUGGCUGCCUGGCGCUGCUGGCCUCCGUGCUGUGCCGCUUCCUGCCCGAGACAUCUAACCGGCCCCUGCCCGACACCAUCCACGACGUCAUGGAGGCCUACCGCGACGUCUUCGUCAACAUGCUCAGCAUGAUGGGCGGCAUGGGCGCCGGCGGCGGCGGCGGCGAAGAGACGGCAAACGGCGACCAGAAGCCUCCGCUCGCCUCGCCAGACGAGCAGGAGAAGAUGCUGCCGGACGAGAACGGUGGCCAGGAGGCACCGAGCCCGGCUGUGAAGACCGAGCUGCCCCGGCCGGCAUCCCCCAAGUGGCAGCCGAACGUGUGAGCUUGGCAGACGCAGACGACGACGACUGCAGACGCAGACGCAGACGCAGACGCAGACCGCCGCCGAACCUCGGUCAACUGCUGCGCAACAGAGGCUUCGGUGUGUCCGCCAGGGGGUGUGAAGUGGUGCAGGAUGUUCGGUAUGGCAUUUUGAGGUCUUACAUAGAUCCGAGAGGAUGGUGACUGGGCCUCACUCUGGUGAGACUGCAUGACAUGACAUUUCGUGCUCUACUUAGCUCCAAAAGGAUGGCGACUGGGACUUACUCCAGCGAGACUGCAUGAUAUGUCAUCUCCAGGUCCUUUCUAGCUCCGAGAGGAUGGCGACUGGAGCUCACGCCAGCGAGACUGCAUGGUAUGGCAUCUCCAGGCCCUUCCUAGAUCCGAGAGGAUGGCGACCGGAGCUCACGCCAGCGAGACUGCAUGUUGCGGAUAUAUGAGUCUGUGAGGUGGAUUCAACGACGAAGUCAGGGCAUACAUGAUGCCUUCGGGACUUUGUUUGCCAUCGAAGUGGCAGGCUGGGGCUACCAAAGCUGCGUCGUCUCACAAGAACCCAGAUCAUCUCAUAGCCGCUGUCGUUUAUUACCUCAACAUGCCGCGAAAUGCCGAUCCCGGCAGGAUUAGCUCAAGCCAGCACGCUGGACAAGGAGCCAACCUGACAACGAGGUUUGCAAGAUGCUCUGAACUGUCCAGAAGUGACUCUUCAUGUGCUUUUAGCUUACAAUAACCCAGAUGUUUCUGGAGAUGGGGACAAUGGUUCCUUCGUUGCUGGCAUUGCUGCCAGCUGUUUUCAAGCUUCACCUCAAUUUGGUGCUAAGUACUUGUGCCUUGGAUGGUCUUUCAUCGGUACUUGCGUUCGGUGCUCAAUGCAAGCCUUUUGAAAACAACUGCUCAAACCUGUCCAGGCUGGGUGCUUAGCCUUUAUCCAUUGCGUGUCUUCCAUGUGAACGUAGCGGUGCGCGCUGCUUGUGCUUACAUUGGUCGUUAGCAGUUCUUGGGUGUCGCCUAAAGAACAAGGAAGUGUUUCAGAAGGUUAAUAUUUCGAGAUGUAUUUUAAGGACUUGGCGUGCCAAACAACCUUUUCACACCUUUCUUUUCAAGACCGAGGCGAAAACAGAUCACAACGAGCAGCUUUCGUACCAAAGCAAACGCGACACAAUGGAAAAUACGUCGCCUGUGUCCUUGCUUGCCUAGGCUCGGCGCUCCGUGACGCUGCGUUCAAAAGCACAGCUGUAUGAAAACAAAGCUUUGAAAGUUAUGUACUCUUCAGUAUAGGCCUUCCAGGCUAACAGUUGCUGUACCCGAUCCAUUCGAUGCUCAUGGUCAGUGUCCAUAGCCACCCUCUGCUUAUUCGUAAUCGAUUGUACCCACCCAUUACCCACCCAGUUUAUUUUCACUGCGGGUUUUAAGUGCGGAAAAGUUUCAGGAAAGCUUACGCCCAAACUUACCAUUUUGCGUUGCUUUUACAAAAUUGUUGUGAAUGAAGUGAAUUGCGAGCAAAAAAGAAGCGUAAUCGGCGACAGCGUGCUGCAUUUCUUGAAGUAUUUACCUGGUGUUACGUAAAGGGUUCACCCACACCCGUGCCGAUAACCGCAAUUCUUCCAAAAUAUCCACCCAAUCAACCUGCCACCCGUUUCAUAUAGUUACUUUCACAUUUUGUCAACCCGUGGAAUUCUCUGCUGUCCAGCCACUAGCACAUUUAGUCUUGUGGAAAAGCGUAUCGCACCAUCAGACUUCAGCAUGGUUCUGGUAAUGAGCAACAGGAUGCACACAGCAUGGGGCUGCUGAGCUUUGUUGGAUCGAAAUCGUUACAUGUCAGUGUCAUUGGGGCUUAA